Coccomyxa subellipsoidea C-169 is the source of this 216-nucleotide messenger RNA. RefSeq lists its product as hypothetical. The record is from RefSeq and is a predicted model, not a curated record. The transcript has 2 exons. Bases 1 to 216 code for a protein of 71 amino acids. Gene Ontology annotation, cellular component: transcription factor TFIIH core complex; transcription factor TFIIH holo complex. Gene Ontology annotation, biological process: nucleotide-excision repair, preincision complex assembly; transcription initiation at RNA polymerase II promoter; transcription by RNA polymerase II. NCBI's taxonomy places the organism in Eukaryota, Viridiplantae, Chlorophyta, Trebouxiophyceae, Coccomyxaceae.
AUGCGUGGAGUCCUGCUGCAGUGUGACGUGCCAACCAAAGAGUUCAUACUGAGCCUGAACGAUAGCAAGCCAACCAACGAGCGCUUUGUUAUCUUGGAUCUGGACGAUACGCGACUCUUCGUGCAACCCACCGUCGUCGAGUGGCUGGAGAAGCGCCUGAAGGAGUUCAACGAGGAGAACACGUACCAGCCUCCCCGCCGCGAGGACAUGCGCUAA